Folsomia candida is the source of this 1862-nucleotide messenger RNA. RefSeq names its product sphingosine-1-phosphate lyase. The transcript is spliced from 12 exons. Gene Ontology annotation, biological process: sphingolipid catabolic process; carboxylic acid metabolic process. Gene Ontology annotation, cellular component: endoplasmic reticulum. Bases 140 to 1786 code for a protein of 548 amino acids. The record is from RefSeq and is a predicted model, not a curated record. NCBI's taxonomy places the organism in Eukaryota, Metazoa, Arthropoda, Collembola, Entomobryomorpha, Isotomidae. Gene Ontology annotation, molecular function: pyridoxal phosphate binding; sphinganine-1-phosphate aldolase activity.
CCUUGAUUGAUUUAUGAGAUUACAGUCACAUCAUUAUAUGCUGGGCAAGUGACACAAAUUGGCAUAGUACAAAUAAUUGGUCAGAUUUAAGGUGUGUUUGUGUAAUUUUGGCUGUGAUUUUCAUACUAGUCUUAACAAAAUGGGAUAUCAAUCAUUUGCCAUGCUGGACUGCUUGGAUAAUCUUCGACUCAGGAUUAACAGGCAAUUUCCUUAUGAGCCAGUCGUAAUCGUUGGUGGAACGGCGAUUGCAAUUCAUUUGUUGCACUAUGCAUCUCAAAGGGUGCCAAGCGAUGGUUUCUAUGCAGGUGGAAAGCGAGCCUUGUUUUCCCUUCUGAAAAAGAUUCCUGCUGUCAAGAGAAAAGUGAACGAAGAGGUCGACAAAGCUCAGAAAACUCUGUACAAAGAUAUUGCAAAUUUAUACAAGGAUAAAAAUGGAGAAUGCACCUUCAUAACUAAACUUUCUUCUGAAGGACGCCCAUUAGAAACUGUUCUUGCCAAAGUAGCCGAGUACUUGGAAAUGGGAAACUACGCCUGGAAAAAUGGAACCGUAUCAGGUUCCGUUUAUCACGGUGGGAGUGAACUCACACAACUAAAUUCUGAAGUGUAUGCCAUGUCAACUUGGACAAAUCCACUUCAUCCAGAUGUAUUUCCUGGUGUUGUGAAAAUGGAGAGUGAAGUCGUUAAAAUGGCGGCCAAUCUAUUUAAUGGUGGGCCGAAUACGGUCGGAACGAUCACAUCCGGCGGAUCCGAGUCUAUCAUCUUGGCAAUUAAGGCAUACAGAGAUUACGGUCUCGCCAAGGGUAUCAUACGCCCAGAAAUGGUUGUGCCAGUCACUGCGCACGCUGCCUUUGAGAAAGGAGCUCAACUAAUGCAGAUUAAAAUCAGGAAGGUUCCCAUAACUCAAGAAACUUGGACAGUUGAUGUGAAAUUGAUGGAAAGAAUGAUUAAUGGAAAUACGGUUAUGCUCGUCGGAUCUGCUCCGACGUUUCCGUAUGGCUGUGUAGAUGACAUGAAAGCAAUUGGCGCACUCGGUCUAAAAUAUGAUGUUCCUGUUCACACUGAUGCUUGCUUAGGGGGGUUCCUUCUGGCUUUUAUGCCAUAUGCGGGAUUACCCACUCCUCCAUUUGAUUUCAAGGUCCAUGGUGUCACCAGUAUCUCUGCAGAUACACAUAAAUUUGGGUUUGCUCCGAAGGGUUCGUCUGUCUUGCUGUUUAAUCAUAAGAAAUUUAAACAUUGUCAAUAUUUUGUCACACCCAAUUGGCCCGGUGGAUUAUAUGCGUCGCCUACAAUUGCUGGCUCACGACCAGGGGCAAUAAUUGUUGGAUGUUGGGCAACAAUGUUGCACUUUGGGCUGAACGGUUACACCGAAACUACAAGGAAAAUAGUCACGACUAGAAGAUUUAUCGAAAACAAGUUGCGUCAAAUUACUGGAAUUUAUGUCGUGGGACGUCCAGCUACAAGCGUAAUAGCGUUCGCUUCAAAGGAAUUUAACAUUUUCCGGUUGAUGGAUUUUCUUAAAGCGCAAGGUUGGGUGCUAAGCGCUCUUCAAUUCCCAUCAUGCAUCCAGUUUUCGUUGACAUUCUGUCAAACAGCUCCAGGCGUAGCUGAAAAGUUCGUAGCGGAUGUGCAGCAAGGUGUCGCAGAUAUAUUAAAAAAUCCCUUACCUGAUGACGAAACUAAGGGAACGGCCGCAAUUUACGGAGCAAGUCAAAAAAUUCCCGACCGGACGAUUGUCAGUGAUGUGGCGGCCAUGUUUCUUGACGCCUUAUAUGACACAACCUUGUAGCGAUUACAAAUUAAUUUGAGGCAAUCUAAUCAAGAAUUUUGAACCAAAAAGAAUAAAUGUACGUAAAAAAAUAUAA